Gasterosteus aculeatus aculeatus (three-spined stickleback) is the source of this 1217-nucleotide messenger RNA. It is a transcript of the gene cope, whose product is annotated as COPI coat complex subunit epsilon. Gene Ontology annotation, biological process: retrograde vesicle-mediated transport, Golgi to endoplasmic reticulum; endoplasmic reticulum to Golgi vesicle-mediated transport; intra-Golgi vesicle-mediated transport. Gene Ontology annotation, molecular function: structural molecule activity; protein binding. Gene Ontology annotation, cellular component: COPI vesicle coat. The record is from RefSeq and is a predicted model, not a curated record. NCBI's taxonomy places the organism in Eukaryota, Metazoa, Chordata, Actinopteri, Perciformes, Gasterosteidae.
ACUUGUGCUACGUGUCAGGAAGUUCUCUAGUCAAACAUGGCGGCGCAGCAGGGUGAUGUUGAUGAACUCUUCGAUGUUAAAAAUGCCUAUUAUAUUGGCAGUUAUCAACAGUGUAUUAAUGAGGCUCAGAAAGUGAAGCCACCAACGCCAGAAAAGGAGACCGAAAGAGACACGUUCUUGUACAGGGCAUACAUUGCGCAGAGGAAGUAUGCUGUUGUCCUGGAUGACAUCAAGAGCAACUCUCCACCAGAGCUUCAAGCUGUCAAGAUGCUUGCUGAGUAUCUGUCCAGUGAAAGCAAGAGGGAUGCUAUUGUUGAGGAUCUCGACAAGAAAAUGUCGAAGAGCAUGGAUGCUGCCAAUACCACCUUCCUCCUCAUGGCUGCCUCCAUCUACUACCAUGAGAUGAACACGGAUGCUGCUCUCAGGACUCUGCAUCAAGGAGAAAGCCUUGAGUGCAUGGCCAUGACCAUCCAGGUGUUGCUGAGCCUGGAUCGUGUUGACCUGGCAAGGAAAGAGCUUAAGAAGAUGCAGGAGCAGGAUGAGGAUGCUACUCUCACCCAGCUGGCCACAGCCUGGGUUAAUAUCGCAGUGGGUGGAGAGAAGCUUCAGGAUGCCUACUACAUUUUCCAGGAGAUGUCGGACAAGUACUCCUCUACACUGCUGCUCCUCAACGGGCAAGCAGCCUGUUAUAUGGCUCAGAACAAGUGGGAGGAAGCAGAGGGAGUGCUACAGGAGGCCCUGGACAAGGACAGCAGUCACCCUGAGACGUUGAUCAACCUCAUAGUGCUGACGCAGCACCUGGGCAAAGCUCCCGAGGUAACCAAUAGAUACCUCUCUCAGCUGAAAGAUGCACACAAAGCCCACCCAUUCCUCAAAGACUACUUGGCCAAGGAGAAUGAGUUUGACCGACUAGUGAUGCAGUACGCUCCCAUCGCUACAGCGUAGGUCACCUGCCUUUACAGAAACACCUCAACAGUGGACUUCACUAUGACACCAUGGAUUUCCUUCUAAUUUGCAUACCUUUAUUUGUUUUGAUACUUGUCAGGAAAAAAACAUUGGCUGUAUUAUUUAAAGUAGACCAGAAGUCAUCACCCCCCCCCCCUGUGUGUAGGUAAAACAUGUCCAUCCUUUAUUAAUUUGAAUUUCUCUUAUGGAAAUCAACACACUUGUUUUAAUGUAAGUGUUUAUCUGAAACAAUAAUAAAUGUGUAACACCAG